Danio aesculapii is the source of this 4135-nucleotide messenger RNA. Its product is annotated as NLR family CARD domain-containing protein 3-like. The record is from RefSeq and is a predicted model, not a curated record. Lineage: Eukaryota; Metazoa; Chordata; Actinopteri; Cypriniformes; Danionidae. Gene Ontology annotation, molecular function: protein binding.
UCAGGUGGAAGAGAUCAAUUGGAGUCAAACCAAUGGAUAAUAUGUUACAGAGAAUUAAAAACCAGCACAAAACCAGCAUGAAAGAUAAAUAUGAGAGAUUAUUUGAAGGAAUCGAAGUAAAAGAGACUGAAACCCACCUGAACUGGAUCUACACCCAGCUGUACAUCAUAGAGGGAGAGAGUGAAGGAGUGAAUGAAGAACAUGAGGUUUUACAGAUGGAGAAAACAGCCAGAACAAAACACUCACAACACACUCCAAUCUACUGCAAUGACAUCUUUAAAGAGGAGAAAGAGCAAAUCAAGACUGUUCUUACUAAAGGCAUCGCUGGAAUCGGAAAAACCGUCUCUGUGCAGAAGUUCAUUCUGGACUGGGCCGAGGGAAAAGCCAAUCAGGAUGUAGAUUUCAUGUUUGUGCUUCCAUUUCGAGAGCUGAACUUGAUCAGAGAUCAUCAGUACAGUCUUCACAGACUUCUGCUGGACUUUCAUCCUGAACUUGAAGAUCUGGAGCCCAAGAUUUAUGAGGAGUGUAAAGUUGUGUUCAUCUUUGAUGGUCUGGAUGAAAGCAGAAUCACACUGAUGUUUUCAGACGCUCAGAAAGUUUGUGAUGUGACUGAGACUUCAUCAGUGGCUGUGUUGAUGUCAAAGCUGAUGAAAGGAGAGCUGCUUCCCUCUGCUCUCAUCUGGAUCACCUCCAGACCAGCAGCAUCCAAUCAGAUCCCCUCCAAAUACAUCAAGCGUCUGACAGAAAUUCAGGGAUUCACUGAGCCUCAGAAGGAGGAAUAUUUCAGGAAGAGAAUCAGUGAGCAGCAUCAAGCCAGCAGAAUCAUCUCACACAUCAGAAGAGCAAGAAGCCUCCACAUCAUGUGCCACAUACCCGUCUUCUGCUGGAUCUCAUCCACUGUGCUUCAGAAGCUCCUGGAAGAAGAUCUGAGUGCAGAAAUCCCUCAAACUCUGACUGAAAUGUACAUCCACUUCCUGCUGAUUCAGAUCAACAUGAGGAAUCAGAAGUAUGAAGAGAGAGAUCCAGAGAAACUCCUGCAGUCCAACAGAGAAGUGAUUGUCAAACUUGCUGAAGUGGCUUUCAGACAGCUGAUGAAGGGCAAUGUGAUGUUCUAUGAGGAGGACCUGAUUGAGAGCAGUGUAGACGUCUCUGACGCCUCAGUGCAUUCUGGGAUUUGCACUGAGAUCUUUAAGGAGGAAUCUGUGAUUCAUCAGAGGAAAGUCUACAGUUUCAUCCAUCUGAGCAUUCAGGAAUUUCUCUCUGCUUUCUAUGUGUUUUACAACCACAUAAGCAACACCACAGAGGCAUGUUUAGAUUCUCUGCAUGAUUUGCAGAAAAGAACUAUAAAUAAAGCCAUUGAGAGUAAGAAUGGGCAUCUGGAUCUGUUCCUGCGGUUCCUGCUGGGCGUCUCACUGGAGUCCAAUCAGAGACUCUUACAGGAUCUACUGACACACACAGAGAAGAGCUCAGAGAGCAUCAGGAGAAGCACACAGUACAUUAAAGAGAAGAUCAAAGAUGGACAUGGACUCUCCACUGAAAGAUCCAUCAAUCUGUUCCUCUGUCUGCUGGAAGUGAAAGAUCAGACUCUGUCCAGAGAGAUUCAGGAGUUUGUGAAAUCAGACAAACAGUCAGAGAAGAAACUCUCUCCUGCUCACUGCUCAACAAUCGCCUACAUGCUUCAGAUGUCAGAGGAGGUGCUGGAUGAGCUGGAGCUCCAGAAAUACAACACAUCAGAUGAGGGCAGAAGAAGACUGAUACCAGCCAUCAGCAACUGCACAAGAGCUCUUCUUGCUGGCUGUAAUCUCUCUGCUCAGGAUUGUGAAAUUGUGUCGUCAGUUCUUCAAUCCUCAAACUGUGUCCUGAAAGAGCUGGACCUGAGUAACAAUGACCUGCAGGAUUCAGGAGUGAAGCUGCUCUCUGAUGGACUGAAGAGUCUAAACUGUCAGCUUGAGAUACUGAGGUUAUCUGGUUGUAUGGUGACAGAGGAAGGCUGUGGUUUUGUGUCUUCAGCUCUGAGUUCAAACCCGUCACACCUGAGAGAGCUGGAUCUGAGCUACAAUCACCCAGGACAAUCAGGAGUCCAGCUGCUCCAACACACACUGGAGGAUCCUCACUAUACACUGCAGAAACUCAAUUUGGACCAUGGAGGACAUCGUAGGAUCACACCAGGCUUAAGAAAAUGCAAGUUCUGUCUCUCACACACACUCACACACCUAUGUAUAUUAAGUGAUGUCAUAGAAGAUGUGUCUGUGCUCUUGUGUUCAGAUACCUGUUUUCUCACACUGGAUCCAAACACAGCACACACUCAUCUUGUUCUGUCUGAGGAGAACAGAGAGGGCAGAAAUGUGAAAGAUCCUCAGCCAUAUCCUGAUCCUGAUCAUCCAGAGAGAUUUGAGCUACAGGAGCAGGUUCUGUGUAAAGAGACACUGACUGGACGCUGUUACUGGGAGGUGAAAUGGAGCGGCUCUGGUCAUAUAGGGGUGGCUUAUAAAGCGAUCGACAGGAAAAGUGGGCUUGACUCUUGGUUUGGACUCAAUGAAAACUCCUGGAGUAUUUACUGCAAUGAUACGAUUUACACAGUCUGGCACAAUAAUGAGAGCGCUGAUAUUAUUGCUCCUUCAGCUUGUAAUAAUAGAGUAGGAGUGUAUGUGGACGUGUCGUCCGGGUCGCUGUCCUUCUACAGUGUCUCUGACACAAACACACUCACACACAUACACACAUUCAACACCACAUUCACUGAACCCCUCUAUACGGGAUUUGGGAUUUAUCCUGAAGCUUCAGUGUCUCUGUGUCAGAUUUAACAAACACUUUAAAGCAAUUCAGAGACAUACAACAUGUCCGAGCAAAAAAUUACAAUUAUUAACAUUCUGAUAUACACGCAAGGUCCAAAAACACUUUCAUUGUCUUAUAAUAUGCUUUUAUUGUUAUCUAAUUAUACUGAUGACUCUCAUUUGAUUUGUUCAGUGAUCAAUUUUUCAAACCUCUUUUUUCCAUGAUGCUAUUCUGCGGUAAUUGGUUCAGUGACUCAGUCAGCUGUGAUUGGUCGACUGUGUUUAGCACAAGUCAGAUAUGAAAUGCCCACCACAGCUUAUCAGCAGCCAUAUGUGUGAGGCCAAUGCAGGAAAUCAUUAAAGCAAUGCUGUUAAACACCAGCAUAUUGCUCUAUUUUCAACAUAACCCUAAGAAAUGACAAUAUCAUUCAUUCUGUAUUGAUCCACAGUUGCAAAAAGUUGAACUAUUUUGAAAAUUGAGCAUCGGAGGUGUGUUCUUGGCAAAACUGUUGAAAUGAAAGUUAAAGCAGUUCUUUCCACAUCUGGUGCAUAAGAGCAGCUGAUGGUGGCCUAGCAAAGACAGACAGCAAAGAGUCUCGAGCACAGAACCAGGUUUAAACAAGGCGGCAACACACUUUGUAUGUUUCAUGUGGUUUUAGAUGUGAUAUGUGAAUAGCCCCUUAAAGAGUUACUAGAGAGAUAUAAUAACAAAUAGGCAACCGUUAAAUCCACAUUUACAGAUUGUGAUCCAGACGAUGAAACUGGUCAAUAUAAACUGUGUACUGAUGGGACCAUACAAUGGUAGUUUUUUGUGCCGAUUCUUCUUUUAAUAAAAAAGCUUGCAUUAUACUGAUACAGUCAUCAGUAAAAUGGCAGGAACACAGCACAAGAUUGGUUUUAAUGCAACCCAGGCUCAUUCUGAAAACGUACCUCUAUAUACAGUUCUGGAGAGCGCCAAAUACGUCCCAAGAGCUUUUUUUUUUUUUUUUUUUUUUUUUGCAGUUUUUGUUUUCACGAAUCCACCAUCUCCAAAAAUGUAUAUAGGGCUACGUUUUCAGAAUGAGCCUAUGUUGCUUAAAAGAGAUAUUGUUGUGAAAAUGAACUUUAUUUAUUUUUUAAUUUCCUCACAGCCUCAUCUUUAGGUUUCUCAGUGAUCACUCAUUUUCAUGUCAUGAUCAAUCCUCCAGCAAUCUGCUAUAGUGUUUGAGAGUUAGAGGCUUCGAGUUUUCCCAAGUCUGGGCAUGUAACAAGGGCAACGUUUUGUUCAGACGUCACAAUGAAAUGGCUAAACAUCCAAGUUCAUGACAAAUCAGUCAAAUGGCUUAGUCUACUCUUUUACUGAGAACUUGAGUACCUUUAUACAU